Molecule: messenger RNA, 525 nt
Organism: Cuscuta campestris
Lineage: Eukaryota; Viridiplantae; Streptophyta; Magnoliopsida; Solanales; Convolvulaceae
Source: the annotation of a GenBank genome assembly
GUAACACAUCAUUUUUGCUACUCCCACGUCAGCACACUUAACUUUUUGAAAAUACGCCCAAAAUUGUCCCUUUUGAGAAUCAAACUCGGGUGGUAAGGUUCUCUUCUGAGAAUAGGUACAAAUAUGCUUGUAGGUGUUGGGUAGUUGGCAAAGCAAGGAGCACCAAUGAGCUAGAUUUAAGUUCGAUUCUAUGCAACUGCGUUGAAGGACACUUUACUAAACAUAGAACCACUACAAUUACUAGGUGCAUGCUCCAUUAAUCUGACAAAUAUUGAAAUUUUGGCGCGACCCUUCGUCUAUGAGGUCUACAGUCUACUGGUCCACACAUGAAGCAUCAUUAUGUUUCUCUUUAAACAUCGCCAACAAGCAAGAGGGACUGAGCAUGGUGGAAAAGGAAAAGUUAGGCGGCAGCCGACCGCCGUCGUCACAGCCGGGCCGCCGUCGUCACAGCCGAGUACAGCUGACGCUCAACUCCACACAUCUGCUAGUUUUUCUUUUGUAGGUGAAUGAACACUGAAAUUAUAU